Melanotaenia boesemani (Boeseman's rainbowfish) is the source of this 1677-nucleotide messenger RNA. RefSeq names its product mohawk homeobox a (gene mkxa). Lineage: Eukaryota; Metazoa; Chordata; Actinopteri; Atheriniformes; Melanotaeniidae. The transcript has 7 exons. Gene Ontology annotation, cellular component: nucleus. Bases 259 to 1350 code for a protein of 363 amino acids. Gene Ontology annotation, biological process: muscle organ development; regulation of transcription by RNA polymerase II; cell development. The record is from RefSeq and is a predicted model, not a curated record. Gene Ontology annotation, molecular function: RNA polymerase II cis-regulatory region sequence-specific DNA binding; DNA-binding transcription factor activity, RNA polymerase II-specific.
CCGCUGGAUAAAGCGGAGGAGGAGACAGCGGUCCGUGUGGUUGGAGCUCCGACACUCAGGAGGGGAACAUGUGAGCGGGGCAUGGGCGGCUGCAAACCGGAUUAUACUUCAACACAGCAGAGAGACGCAGGAGGGACCCGGGCCAGGACAGAAACGGGGACACUGUGACAAAACCGAGGAGAUUUAGCUUUUUUUUUUCCUCCUUUUUUUUUUUUUUUUUUUUUUUUCUUGUCUUUCUUCUGGACUACGUUGCCAAAGAUGAACACCAUCGUAUUUAACAAGCUGAGCAACCAGGUCCUGUUUGAGGAAAAAGCCAAGGAGGUGGAGAUGAGCAGCAGAAAUUACCUGGAAGUCAUCGACGGGCAACAUCCAGACCUUCUCUCCGGAAACCAGGGCAUCAGAGACAGCCAGGCGAUCCGGCACCGGCGGAGCGGGGGUCGACCCAGCGGUGGAAAAGUGCGGCACAAGCGCCAGGCCCUGCAGGACAUGGCGAGACCACUCAAGCAGUGGCUCUAUAAGCACCGCGACAACCCCUACCCCACCAAGACGGAGAAAAUCCUGCUGGCGCUCGGCUCACAGAUGACUCUGGUCCAGGUAUCCAACUGGUUCGCCAAUGCCAGGAGGCGACUGAAGAACACGGUGAGGCAGCCGGACCUGAGCUGGGCGCUCAGAAUCAAACUCUACAACAAAUAUGUUCAGGGCAACGCGGAGAGGCUGAGCGUCAGCAGCGACGACAGCUGCUCAGAAGAUGGAGACAACCCUCAGAGAACACAGAGCGGCCCCAAGGAGCUCAACAAGCCUAUGUACCAGAGCGUCAUCAAGAAGGAGGGCUCCUCCAUGGUGAGCAUGGCCAUGGGGAUGGGGAUGGGCCCCGGGCUGCGCUCCGCUGCCGAAGCCGCCUCUCUGGCCGAGGACUACGUGUCUCCCCCCAAGUACAAGAGCAGCCUGCUGCACCGCUACCUGAACGACUCGCUGCGACAUGUCAUGGUGGCCAACGCCGUCAUGGAUGCUCGCAGGAGGAACCACUCCGGCUCCUUCAGCUCCAACGAGUACGAUGAUGAGCUGCUCUCACCGUCCUCAUCUGAGGCCGAGGCGAACUUUGUUUAUCGAGCUGAAACCACAGACUAUGGAUCAAGUAAAUGUGACAACGGUGGCGUUGCGGCUACGCAGAAGGAGAAGGUGAAGGGCAAAGAUGAGACGUACUGGAAGGAGAUCAACGCCGCCAUGGCCUUGACCAACUUGGCGCAGGGGAAGGACGGCGUCUCUGGGACAACCAGCUGCAUCAUCCAGAAAUCCUCCCAUAUAGCAGAGAUCAAGACUGUAAAAGUGCCGCUGAUGCAGAAAUAUUAGCUCUGACGUCAUCCUCCCAUCCCUCUAUGCAAACCAGCAAACUCACUCGCUGGAGUCCAAAUAAACUCCCUCUGAAACCAGACGGACUGAAGUUCAAAGAGGCCUUGAUCAUCCUUUGAGAGUGUUGCAGCAUUUCCUAAAACGCAACACUUUUGUAAUGUUAACUUAUUUUUUACUUUUUUUUAAAUUUCCUUUUUUAUGCUUCAAAUUUUGAAUUUGCCAAAGUGCCUUUGUUUUUCCUUUUUAGACGGAUAACUCACUGAGUCGUGCCGAUACCAGGAGAUUUGUUUUGUGUGCCUUAAAGACUUGAUGAGGCACCAAUAAACU